Xiphophorus hellerii (green swordtail) is the source of this 3106-nucleotide messenger RNA. It is a transcript of the gene elovl4b, whose product is annotated as ELOVL fatty acid elongase 4b. Gene Ontology annotation, molecular function: fatty acid elongase activity. Bases 367 to 1281 code for a protein of 304 amino acids. Lineage: Eukaryota; Metazoa; Chordata; Actinopteri; Cyprinodontiformes; Poeciliidae. The record is from RefSeq and is a predicted model, not a curated record. Gene Ontology annotation, biological process: very long-chain fatty acid biosynthetic process; fatty acid elongation, polyunsaturated fatty acid; sphingolipid biosynthetic process. Gene Ontology annotation, cellular component: endoplasmic reticulum; endoplasmic reticulum membrane. The transcript is spliced from 7 exons.
CACGGGAGACGCCAAAGUCCGCAUGCGCGAAGCCUCCAUCUGUCUCCUCAGUGUCCAGGAGGUUGGAGGAAGAUGAUGCGGCUGAGCGGACCUCGUGCGUAUCGCGCCACUCUUUAGACGUAGAUAUAUAUAUUUUUUCACUUGCCUUGUCUAGUUUCUUGCCAAAAUAUAUUUGCUGCUCAAUGUGGAGGUGCGAGCGUAGCGACGCAGAAACUGAUUAGGUAUUGGUCAGAGAAGAAGAAGAAGAAGAAGAGGAAAACAGAGAAGAAGAGGGGCGAAGUGAACGGGGUUGGGCAUCAAAUUGCACCGGAUGUCAUUAUACACUGUUAGUUAUCAAAGACUUUAAUCACAAGCAACGGUAGAGCCAUGGAGGUUGUAACACAUCUUGUGAAUGACACAGUAGAGUUUUAUAAAUGGAGCCUUACUAUAGCAGACAAGAGGGUGGAGAACUGGCCGAUGAUGUCUUCUUCCUCUCCCACCCUGGCCAUCAGCUGCCUGUACUUGAUCUUCCUGUGGGCGGGGCCUAGGUACAUGCAGGACCGCCAACCCUUUACACUCAGGAAGACCCUCAUAGUGUACAACUUCAGCAUGGUGGUCCUCAACUUCUACAUCGCCAAAGAGCUCCUACUAGCAUCAAGAGCUGCUGGAUACAGCUACCUGUGUCAGCCUGUCAACUACUCAAAUGAUGUGAAUGAAGUCAGGAUAGCAUCUGCUCUUUGGUGGUAUUACAUCUCCAAAGGGGUGGAGUUCCUGGACACGGUGUUUUUUAUACUGAGGAAGAAGUUCAACCAAGUCAGCUUCCUCCACGUCUACCAUCACUGUACCAUGUUCAUCCUCUGGUGGAUUGGUAUCAAGUGGGUCCCUGGUGGACAGUCAUUUUUCGGUGCAACCAUCAACUCUUCCAUCCACGUCCUCAUGUACGGUUACUAUGGCCUGGCUGCCUUGGGACCUCAUAUGCAGAAGUAUCUCUGGUGGAAGAAAUACCUCACCAUAAUUCAGAUGAUCCAGUUUCACGUAACCAUCGGCCACGCCGGUUAUUCGCUCUACACUGGCUGCCCAUUUCCCUGCUGGAUGCAGUGGGCUCUGAUCGGCUAUGCUGUCACCUUCAUCAUCCUCUUCGCCAACUUCUACUACCACGCCUACAGACGCAAACCUUCAUCGCACAAAGGCGGCAAGCCAGUGGCCAACGGCACAUCCGCUGUGACUAACGGCCACUGCAACAUGGAAGAAGUGGAGGAAAAUGGGAAGAGGCAAAAGAAGGGAAGAGCGAAAAGGGAGUGACGAAGAAAGAGGCGCGUGCCUGGCAACAAUCUAAAAGUGGACGGAAAAGGAGGGAAGGGAGGGGAGAAAUCAACCAGACAAUCAUUUCUUCAGAUAAUGUAGAUUGACAUGAUUCGGGACCAACUUGAGAAGAACAGCAGGUGUCGGGUGUGUAUUUAUGGGCAAGUCUGUAAAAGCUUCUGGUUUUAGAUGGAAGGCAGUUGUGUUGGUUGUCUGCAAAACAGUUUGUUAAUGAAGAAAAACAAAAUGCUGAUCACAUAGGCUCCAUGCUCUUCUGUCCAACUAUGUUUUGGACCCUGUUAGGACCAAAAUGUCACAGAAAAUGCACACCUGCUCAGCAUUUACAACCAAAGUUCACCUCCAAUUUUUGUACUCUGGAUUCUAAUACUGCUUUAUCUAAGAGCUUAAAUAGUUAAUGUGCUAAUUUAUUUGCUAGUGCUCUAAAAAAAUUUUGAUUAAUUUUAAGUGUUACCAAAAUAUUUUUUUUUUUGUUAUUUAAAUCUUUUGGGGGGGGGAGCAGAGGGCGUGUGUGGGAAAUUAUGUUUACAGAUGCAGUUGAUUUAGAUAUGGUUAUCAAAGAAAUUUACAAAAUACUUAUGUUUGCCAUCUGCUUUAUUUACAUUGCCUUGCAAAAGUAUUACUACCCCUUGAUUAUUUUGUUUAGCCACAAAUUCCACUAAUCUUUACUGGGAUUUUAUGUGGUAGAUAAAUACCAAGUAGCAUUUUUUUCAGGCUACAAAAGGAAAAGAAUAUACACUGUAAAUAAUCUUUCGCACCGCUUUGGUGUGUUUCUGUGAAACUAGCAAAAAAAAUUGUACAGUCUCAAGUCUUUUGCAGUCUUUAGCAGGAUUUAUUUCAGAGACAGCUGAGACUGUCUCUGUCUCAGCAGAGACAGUUUUCCUGUCUCUGCGGAAGAGAAGCACACACACCAUGUUUCACCACAGGGAUGAUGUGUUUUCUUUCCCUCAUACGUUGUUUUUUGCAUUGAGGUCAAAAAGCUUAAAGCUCCUUUUUUUCAUGUCCGCUAUGUACCUUACAUGACUUGUGCAAAACUGCAGAUUAUGACUUUAGUGUUUGUCUUUAAAAAGUGUCUCUUAUUUACACUUCUCCAUGCAGACAAUAAUUUACGAGUGCAAAGCUAAUAGUUGUCUGUCAACAGAUUAUCCCACUGAGCUGUGGAUCUUUGUUGCUCCCUCUGAGUUACUUUGAGGCCUCUUGGCUGUUUUUUUUUUUAUUUAUGCUCCUCUUAAAAAAUGUAAAAACAUGUAUCUUUUUCCUUCUACUUUUAAAUUUUGCUCCGCUUUAUGUUGGUGUCUCACGUACAGUCCAUAUAAAGUAUAUUGGAAUUUGUAACUUGAUACUGUAAAAAAAAAAAAAAAGUUCAAAGUGUACAAAUACUUUUGCAAGGCAUUGUUACUUCUUUGCAGUCAUCUACAGUUCUUUGCAAAGACUACAACUGUGCUGCAUUUACAAAAUUAUAUGCUACUACCUUUUUGUUCAUCUGGAGAUAAAACAAAAAGCUGAUUUGAAAGACUUGGGAUAAAACCUUAGAGUUGUUUUGAUUUUUAGAUAAACGUUGAUGAUCCUGUAAAAAAAAUAUCUUUUUUAUGGGUCUUCACACAUUAUUUCUUUUUACUGUGCGUCAUAGAUGAGUUUCAAGGAUAUUGUCUGACUGCCAAUUAGGACCGCAGGGAAAUUCAUCCGAAAGGAAAAGCUUUUUUUUUUUUUCAAGAAAUCAGCAGGUCAUUUUAUUGUCUUGUCUAAAGAAAGGUGACUGCUUCCUGGCUGCACAAUUAAAUGAAAUAAAGAGACUGUCAGCACUGCA